AUGGAAGACUUCUCGACCAAUAACCACUGCAUGCACUGCCAGGACCCAGAUGACGUAGAUGAUAUGGUGCAGUGUGAUAUUUGCCAAAUGUGGGCUCAUUUCCGUUGUGCUGGAGUUUCGGAUGAUAUUAAGGACAGCCCUUGGAGCUGCGCAAAAUGCUGCAACCAGUUGCGCAUACCAAAGCAGUCGAAAAAGACGGCCAAAAGGGCAGGGGCCAGAAGUGAAGGAGGAUCGGUGAGGAGUGCAGUAUCGGCACUGGAUGCUUCGCUACGGCAGCUGGAAGAAGAGCAGUUGUUACAGGAAAGAGCUUUAGCAGAAGAUCGCGUAUUACGGAUGAAACGCUUGGAGAUGGAACGCGUGCUCAAGGAAAAAAGGCUACAGCAAGAAAAAGAGCUUUUAGAUAAGGAACAACAGCAGGAGCGGGAGCUCCAAAACCGUCUGUUAGAACAAGAGCGAGAAAUGCUGGGAAAGCGUUUGGCUGAUGAGGUAGCUUUUCAAAAAAGACGACAGGCGUUGCGUCAACAGUUUCAGGAGCAAAUGGAAUCAGUCAAGGAAUUUGCAGAUGACGAUGGAGCUGUAGGUGGUGAUGAUUUUGAAGAAAGAAGUCAGGCGAAAGGGCUUUCGAGCAAAAAGAAAGUUCAGAACUGGUUGUUCGAACAAGGCAGAACACAUGGAAAACAAGAGGAUACGAUAGUCGAUCCACGGGGAGCUUAUCCCAAAGAAUCAAGAGGGCAAGUCAUUGAAAGGAAGCCUACGAGCACUCUAUCCAUAGAGGGAAGAACGGUGGAGGAACGAGAAGAAACCGCCAACCAAGAAACGGAGGAUGAAGAUGAAAAUCAUUUCAGCAAAGGGGAGCUUGAGCGUUUCGUGAAUCUAAUAAGAGGUCUUAGGCGAAACGGGUCGGGGCAUGAACCGGUCAGGUCUACGAAGGCUCGCCAGACUGAAUCCAAACUUCUGCCUACAGUCGAAGGAGAGCCAGGAAGGUACGAAAGGAAAAUUCAGAACUGGUUGUUUGAUCACGGCAAAUCUCAGGAAAAUCAAGAAGAUGCAAUGGUCGGUACACAGGGAGUCGUUCCCAAAGGAUCCAGAAAACAAAUCGGUUCGAAGAAGCAUACGAGCACUCUAUCUAAAAUGGGAAGAUUGAUGGAGGAACUGGAAGAAAUCGCGAAUCAAGAAACGGAGGAAGUUGAGGAAAAUGAUAGUGAUUUCAGCAGAGAGGAACUAGAACGUGUCGCGAAUCUACUAAAAAACCGUAGGCGAAACGGGUCGGGGCACGAACUGGUCGGGCCUACGAAUGCACAGCUGGCGGCUCGCCAGGCGGUAUCCAAACAUCUGCCGAUAUUCAAAGGAGAGCCAGAAGUCUGGCCAAUCUUCAUUAGCAGUUUAGAGUACACCACAAAGGCGUGCGGAUUCACUAACUUGGACAACUUAAAACGGUUGCAGGAUUCUCUACAGGGAGAUGCGCUGGAGGCCGUGAGAAGUCGGCUGAUUUUUCCGGAUUCAGUUCCCGAUGUCAUAAAAGAUUUGAGAGAUUUAUUCGGUAAGCCUGAGAAGCUCUUGAAAAGUCUGCUUGUGAAGGUACGGAGAGCACAACCACCACGAGUAGACCAGCUAAACUCGUUCAUACACUUCGGUAUAACGGUUAAACAACUCUGUGAUCAUUUAGAGGCAGCAAAGAUGACUGAUCACCUCAACAAUCCUAUGCUGGUGCAGGAAAUCGUAGACAAACUUCCUCCAACCUAUAAAUUGGAAUGGGUUCGCUUCAAGCGGAGCAAAAUUGGCACUCCUCUCAGAGUCUUUACGGAUUUCAUGACCGGUAUAGUUUCCGACGUGUCCGAAGUAAGCGAGUUUUCAAUCGUGGAUUCGGAAGAUCCGCCCCGCUUUAGUAAAAUGCGACCAAAGAAGGAGUUCAUGCAUGUACACACCUCCACGUCGAAUGGAAGGGAGUUGUCACCGGACAGGAAGUCCAAAUUGCUCUGUUGGCUGUGCAGAGGAGCAGAACAUAAAAUCAGGUUUUGUGAGGAGUUUAAACAGCUCAGUGUUUCGGAACGCUUCAAAGUCGCAGAACGAUUCGGUUUGUGCGUUCUAUGCUUGAACAACCACGGAAAAAACCGCUGCAACUUCAAGCUUCGCUGUAAUGUGAUGAAUUGUCAAGGCAAUCAUCAUCCGCUUCUCCACCGCGCAAGCAAUACAGUGCCGGUGGUAGAAGCUAAAUGCAAUACUCACUCUCGCUUGAGUCGUUCCGUUAUUUUCCGAAUGGUGCCCGUGACCAUACAUGCUGGAAGCACUAUGUUGGACGUCCUGGCGUUUCUGGAUGAAGGUUCGUCAGUGACUCUAAUCGAGGACGAUAUAGUCACCCAACUGAAAAUAAGCGGGGAGGCCGAACCACUGGUUGUAACUUGGACUGGAAACGUGAAACGCUACGAAAAUCAAUCGAAGAAGGUGAACUUAACGGUGUCCGCGAGAGAUGCGGCCGAAAAAUUGCCAUUGCUCAACGUGCGUACAGUAACGCAGCUUGAUUUGCCAAAGCAACGUAUAAAGUUCCAGGAAAUCGCUGAGCAUUAUCCUCAUCUGCGUGACAUACCAGUGAAGGAUUACACCCUGGAGGAGCCAAAAUUAAUGAUUGGACUGGAUAAUGUGCAUCUAUUUGCUCCCAUUGAAUCGAGGAUAGGGCAACCGGGUGACCCAAUUGGCGUGAAGUCGCUGCUAGGCUGGACGGUAUAUGGACCAGUGAAACAACAACCAUCAAUGCAAGAUGCGUAUAUGAAUCUGCACGAUGUAAUACCUGUUACGAAUCAGGAUUUACAUGAUAUCUUGCGAAACCAGUUUGUACUGGAGGAGGCGGGUAUUUCGGCUGUAGUACCAGAGUCGGUUGAAGACGAACGAGCUCGAGCUAUCUUGAAAGCAACAACGAUUCGAGUGGAUGGUCGUUUUGAAACAGGGCUGAUUUGGCGGGCGGAUCAACGACGAUUUCCGAACAGUUAUCCAAUGGCCGAAAGGCGAAUGAAGGCGCUAGAAAGAAAACUGGAGAGAGAUCCGGAACUACACCGCAGGGUAAACCAGCAAAUACAAGACUACGAGACAAAGGGCUACGCACACAAAAUUACCGCAAAGGAGCUCUCUGAAACGGAUCCAGCGAGUGUCUGGUAUCUCCCGCUAAAUGUUGUACUGAAUCCACGAAAACCGGGAAAAUUACGUUUGGUGUGGGAUGCGGCUGCGUCGGUAAAUGGAGUUUCACUGAAUUCCGAAUUGUUGAAAGGUCCUGAUAUGCUGACAUGUCUUCCUGGCGUAAUUCAACGUUUUCGAGAACGACGUUUCGGGUUCGGUGGUGAUAUCAAAGAAAUGUACCACCAGCUUCGAAUCCGGGUUAAGGACAAGCAAGCCCAACGGUUCCUAUACCGGUUUGAUUCAGCGCAGCCUGUGCAGACUUAUGUGAUGGAUGUGGCAACGUUUGGUUCGACCUGUUCACCCUGUUCUGCGCAGUUCGUGAAAAAUCUGAAUGCCGAAAAUUUUGAAAAACAAUAUCCGGACGCAGCAGCAGCAAUCAUCGAAAAACACUAUGUUGAUGACUAUUUCGACAGUGUGGAUACCGUCGAGGAGGCGAUUAAGCGAGCAAGCGAGGUAAGACUGAUCCACUUACAAGGGGGAUUUGAAAUUCGAAAUUGGGUUUCCAAUUCCAAAGAGUUUUUACAAGCAAUGGGCGAGCAAUGCUGUAACCACUCCAUACAUUUUCAUCAAGAUAAGGAAACAGAAAUGGAGAGAGUUUUGGGAAUUGUGUGGGACCCCAAUAGAGACGUUUUAUCCUUUUCUACAACACCGCGGGUGGAUUUUCAGUCAAUGCUCUUUGGUGCUGAGCGCCCAACGAAAAGGGCCGUUCUCAGUUGUGUCAUGGCCAUGUUCGACCCACUAGGUUUCCUAUCGCCGUUCACGAUAAUUGGAAGAAUACUGGUGCAGGACUUGUGGAGGACGGGUUGUGGAUGGGAUGAACUGAUUGAUGAUCUGUCGUUCGAAAAAUGGACCAAGUGGACUAAAAUGUUGCCAGAGAUCGCCAAAAUUCAAGUACCGAGAAGUUAUUUUGGAGAGGCACGAUCUGAUCAGUACGAGAAUCUUCAGUUGCAUGUCUUCACCGAUGCGAGUGAAAAUGCAUAUGGCUGCGUAGCAUACUUUCGGAUCGAAAUUGAUGGGGAGGUUUGCUGUGCGUUAGUAAUGAGUCGAAGCAAGGUGGCUCCACUCAAACAACUUACCAUCCCGCGGCUUGAACUGCAGGCUGCUGUGCUAGGUGCCCGAUUGGCGGAAUCUAUUCGGCGCAAUCAUAGCUUGAAAAUUAACCAACAGUUCAUCUGGACAGAUUCGCGGAAUGUCCUUUCUUGGAUCAAAUCCGACCAACGGCGAUACCGACAGUAUGUGGGCUUUCGCAUAGGUGAUAUCCUCAGUCACACUAGCGUAUCGGACUGGCGAUGGGUUCCGACGCUAAAUAAUGAAGCGGAUCGAGUAACGAAAUGGAAGCGCGGAGCGAGCUUACAUUCAAAUAGCUCUUGGUUUAAGGGAGCGGACAUUCUGUUCCGCAAGGAAAUGGAAUGGCCAGAGCAGCCCGUGAUACCGGCCAACAUCAACGAAGAACUGAAAGCGCAUUUGCUUGUCCAUGAUGUCACACUAUCGUGUGCACUUUUAGACAUAUCUCGUAUCUCAAAGUGGCGAAUUCUAGUGCGUACGAUGGCGUGUGUUUAUAGAUUCGUGUCCAACUGUCGGCGGAAAAUCGAAGGCCGUCCAAUUGAAACACUGAAGGCAACAAAGAGCCAGGCGAAGUACUUGAAGAAAGUAGAUUGGAUGAUGGAGCGUAAGCCUUUGAAGCAGGAAGAGUACGAGAAAGCGGAAUACUAUCUUUUUAAGGCUGCGCAGUCGGAAGUGUACGAGGACGAACUAAAAGUGUUGUUACACAAUCGGGAACAUCCGGUGGACAGAUGGUUAACUGUAGAGACGUCUAGUCCGUUAUAUAAACUAGCUCCUCUUGUAGACGAUAAAGGGAUGGUGCGUAUGGAAGGCAGGACGAAAAACGCAGAAUUUCUGCCCUUCGAUCUUCGUUUUCCGAUUAUUUUACCAAAGGAGCAUCCUCUGACAGCAAAGCUUGUGCAACACUAUCAUGAGAAAUUUGGUCACGGAUAUCGGGAAACUGUAAAGAAUGAACUAAAACAGCGAUUCUAUGUUCACGGUAUUGGAGGAGUCGUUCAAAAGGUGGCGAAGGCUUGUGUUUGGUGUCGAGUUAAUCGUAGUCGUCCACAUACUCCAAGGAUGGCGCCUUUGCCUAUCCAACGGCUAAUCCCAUAUCAACGUCCAUUCAGCUACGUCGGUGUAGACUAUUUAGGUCCAUUCGAAGUGGUGGUAGGUCGCCGUAAGGAAAAACGCUGGAUUGUGUUGUUUACUUGCCUGGUGAUACGGGCAAUCCAUUUGGAGGUGGCCUGCAGCCUCACCACGCAAGCAUGUUUGAUGGCUAUUCGAAGAUUUGUUUGUCGUCGAGGGCCGCCUUUGGAGUUCAUCUCCGAUAAUGGAACUAAUUUUAGAGGUGCGAGCAGAGAGCUUGAGGAGAUGGUCAGAAACAUUAGUGAGGAGUGUGCCAACGAAUUUACCAGCGCUCGUGUAAAGUGGAGUUUUAAUCCUCCAGCCGCUCCACACAUGGGGGGCGUUUGGGAGAGACUGGUUCGAUCGGUAAAAGAAGCGUUGGAGGUGAUGGAUGAUGGAAGGAAACUGACCGAUGAAAUCCUUCUUACAUCAAUGAACGAAGCGGAGGAUAUGAUUAAUUCGCGGCCGCUAACGUAUGUAUCGCUGGCAAAUGAUGCUGAGAUGUUAACACCAAACCAUUUUCUUCGGGGAGUGUCCCCGAAUGAACCUCAACUAACUCCUCCUCCUCCUCAUUCGGCAGAAGCGCUGCGGAAUGCUUAUCAGCGAUCGCAGCAGCUGGCAACACAGCUGUGGAAUCGCUGGAUUAAGGAAUAUCUGCCGACCCUUAAUCAACGAACGAAGUGGUUCAAUGAGACGAAACAAUUGGAAGUCGGAGAUCUUGUUUACGUCGUUGAAGGAGAUAAACGGAAGCAAUGGGUACGUGGAGUGGUCGAGGAACUUAUUGGGUCUAGCGACGGACGAAUACGGCAAGCUUGGAUUCGUACGAGAUCGGGAACGUAUAAACGGGCUACUGCUAAGUUGGCUGUACUGGAGAUAAGAGACAGUAACACUGAUCCGGAUGCGGUCAUCGAACCAGGAUUACGGGCCGGGGAAAUGUUGUGA
Molecule: messenger RNA, 6279 nt
Organism: Topomyia yanbarensis
Lineage: Eukaryota; Metazoa; Arthropoda; Insecta; Diptera; Culicidae
Exons: 1
Coding region: 1-6279 (2092 amino acids)
Biological process (GO): DNA integration
Molecular function (GO): nucleic acid binding
Source: RefSeq, a predicted model, not a curated record